Molecule: messenger RNA, 1719 nt
Organism: Patella vulgata (common limpet)
Lineage: Eukaryota; Metazoa; Mollusca; Gastropoda; Patellidae
Product: heat shock protein HSP 90-beta
Exons: 6
Coding region: 232-1719 (495 amino acids)
Biological process (GO): protein stabilization; protein folding; cellular response to heat
Cellular component (GO): plasma membrane; perinuclear region of cytoplasm; cytosol
Molecular function (GO): ATP-dependent protein folding chaperone; ATP hydrolysis activity; ATP binding
Source: RefSeq, a predicted model, not a curated record
AUCGAAGUAAUUUGCAAACCGAUAGCAACCUCGAAGCGAGACACAGACGCAUAUAUUGGAAAACGUUGUUGAUAUUAUUUGUGACUUUUCGUUUAUUUAAUUUUAUUCCAAAAAUAGUUCCGCUACACCGUCUUAUUAAAUUCAUACCUACGCUCUUUCUCUCCUCAGACAAGCGGCUUUUGAGAACAUUUGCAACAGCGACUAACAACUAAAAACCUAAAUUUUUACAAGAUGCCGGAGAAUCAGCCCCCACCAGCGGCAGAUGAGGGAGAGGUGGAAACAUUCGCUUUCCAGGCUGAAAUCGCUCAGUUGAUGAGCUUGAUCAUCAACACAUUUUAUUCGAACAAAGAGAUUUUCCUCAGAGAAUUGAUCUCCAAUUCUUCUGAUGCCCUGGAUAAAAUCAGAUAUGAAGGAUUAACUGAUCCAUCAAAGCUUGACAGCGGUAAAGAUCUUAAAAUCCGCAUCAUUCCUGACCGAGACAACAAAACUCUAACAAUUGAAGAUACUGGUAUUGGUAUGACCAAAGCAGACUUGGUCAACAACUUGGGUACCAUUGCCAAAUCUGGAACCAAGGCUUUCAUGGAAGCUCUUCAAGCUGGUGCUGAUAUUUCUAUGAUUGGUCAAUUUGGUGUAGGUUUCUACUCCGCCUACCUGGUAGCUGAUAAAGUAGUAGUUUUGUCAAAGAAUAACGAUGAUGAAGCCUAUUUAUGGGAAUCCUGUGCUGGUGGAUCUUUUACUGUUAAACAUGUUGAAAAUAGUGAGGUGACUCGUGGAACAAGAAUUACUCUAUAUUUAAAGGAAGAUCAGACUGAAUAUUUAGAAGAACGUAGAAUUAAAGAGGUCAUUAAGAAACACAGUCAGUUUAUUGGCUAUCCAAUCACAUUAUUAGUAGAGAAGGAGCGAGAAAAGGAAGUCAGUGACGACGAAGAGGAGGAAGAGAAAAAGGAAGAUGACAAAGAUGAAGAAAAGAAUGAAGAAGAUAAACCAAAAGUAGAAGAUUUAGAUGAAGAUGACGAGGAGAAAGCAGGAAAAGACAAGAAGAAAAAGAAAAUCAAGGAAAAAUAUACCGAAGAUGAAGAAUUAAACAAAACUAAACCCUUGUGGACAAGGAACCCAGAUGAUAUUACUCAAGAAGAAUACGCAGAAUUUUAUAAAUCAUUGACCAAUGAUUGGGAAGAUCAUUUAGCUGUUAAGCAUUUUUCAGUUGAGGGUCAACUUGAGUUCCGUGCUCUGUUAUAUCUACCUAAACGAGCUCCCUUCGAUAUGUUCGAGAACAAGAAAAAGAAGAAUAAUAUAAAGUUAUACGUUAGACGUGUUUUUAUUAUGGACAAUUGUGAUGAAAUUAUUCCUGAAUAUUUGAACUUUAUCCGUGGUGUUGUAGACUCUGAGGAUUUACCUCUAAAUAUUUCUCGUGAAAUGUUGCAACAAAGUAAAAUCCUGAAAGUUAUUCGUAAAAAUCUGGUGAAAAAAGCCAUGGAACUGUUUGACGAUAUUGCUGCAGAUCAAGACAAUUUCAAGAAAUUCUACGAACAAUUCAGCAAAAACUUGAAGCUUGGUAUCCAUGAAGAUUCUACAAACAGGAAGAAGUUAGCUGAUUUAUUACGUUAUUACACUUCAAGCUCAGGUGAUGAAAUGACCUCUCUGAAAGAAUACGUCUCCAGAAUGAAAGAAAAUCAAAAAUCCAUCUACUACAUUACUGGUAAGUCUCUUCGUCCUUAA